AUGGACGCCAAUUAUCUUUUGGAGCUCUUUAACGGGACGUUCCAGGCCGACCCCACCGUGCGGGGCCAGGCCGAGGACCAGCUCAAACAAUUGAGCCAGCACCAGCCAGGGUUCUUGGGCGCUUGUCUCGACAUCCUCACCGAGACACGAGUCCCGGCACCCAUCCGGAAAGCUGCCGCCGUAUACUUGAAGAACCGGGUGUGCAUGUACUGGAAACCCUCCGACCCGUUCUAUAAGCAGUUUGCCAUUGACCACGACGAGAAACCCAUCGUGCGGGACCGGAUUAUCGACGCCAUCAUCGGCCUGGACUACCAGACGAAGAAACAGUUGAUCCAGGUGCUCCACUGCUUAGUCCAGCACGAUUUUGAACAGUGGCCCGGGCUUACUAAGCAGACGGGAGAGUUACUUCAGGAAACUACCUUAGACAAUGAAGCGCUGGUGCUGAGGUUAUACACUGGUCUUUUAUGUUUUCUGGAGAUCUGUCGCCACUUCCGCUGGCAGUAUAAUGAUGAUCGUGAUACUCAAUUGGUCCCCAUCAUCGAGCUGGCGUUCCCCCACAUGUUAGCUCUCGGUAACGCUUUACUUGAAGUACCGCUGACGCUGAUGCUGGAGCAGCUUGCGGAGAUGCUUAAACUCAUCCUCAAGUCGUAUAAGUUUGUCACUUAUAUCGACUUCCCCGCUCCCUUGAGACAGCGGGAACAUGUGGCGGCGUGGGGCGAGUUCCACGGUAAAGUGCUUAAUUACCCUACUCCUAGCUACGUCGGCGACGUCGACGAUAAGGAGAAGCUGAUGCUUGAGAUCUCCAAGUGCUACAAGUGGUCGGUGGCCAACAUGUACCGCCUUUUCAGCCGCUACGGGCUGGUGCUGCCGCUGAAGAAGUUCAACUACCGCGAGUUCUACACGAUGUUUGCCGACGAGUUCGUGCCCCACUUGCUCAACAACUAUUUGUUGAUUGUGUCGAGCUGGUGCAAUGGCGACAGAUGGCUUUCUGACACUACCCUCUACCAAUUGCUCCAGUUCUUUAGCCAUCUGGUUGCGCAAAAGAAUACCUGGAACCAGAUGAAGCCGACCAUCGACCAGCUUGUGGGCCACGUCAUCUGGCCGCUUGUGUGUCCCAACGACUCCCAGCUUGAGAUGUUCGAGGAGGACCCGCAAGAAUACAUCCACUUAUACUUUGACUUUAACGAGCGGUCCGACCUGCCCUCGGUGGCGGCGCUUGGCUUCUUACAAACGUUAGUGAAGAAGCGUCGUUCCUACACGAUGGAGCCCAUCAUCAAGUUUGGCCACGCCCAAUUGACGGCACUUGGCGCUGAAGAUGGCGACUUGGAAAGCGCCAAGAAGAAAGAAGGGAUCUUCACUAUGUUGGGCUCAGUGUCACACGUGGUCAUCCCUCAGUACAACGCGCAAAUGGAGCAGUUUUUAUCGCAGUUGGUGUUCCCGGCAUUGACGCUGAAGUACGGCUUUUUGAAAGCCCGGGCCAUCGAAGUGGCACUGAAGUACGCUGAAGUCAACUUCACCGAUGAGAACACUCUUAAGGGCCUUUUCCACGGCAUCUUAUCCAACUUCCACGACCAGCUGGAGCUCCCCGUGUCGUUUUGCGCCACGCUUGCCAUCCAGUCGUACCUUGGCCACCCGCAAUUCACCCCGAUAUUACGCAAUAUCAUCGUCAGAGUGAUGCUGCGAUUAUUGGAAAUUUCCAACCAGAUCGAUAAUGACGUCACCCUGAUAGUGAUGCAAGAGUGUGUGGAGAACUUCAGUGAACAAUUACAAGGGUACGGUGUCGACUUGAUGCAGAAGUUAGUCGAGCAGUUCAUGAGAUUAGCGCGUGACGUUGCCGACCAACAGAAUCAGGACUUUGACGAUGCCAACUACGACGAGGCCGGCGACAAAGUGAUUGCGGCCACGGGGCUUUUAGGAACGAUGAUCACCAUUCUUUUAUCAUUCGAAAACUCUAGAGAGAUCUGUUUAAAGCUUGAAGAAGUGAUGGCUCCCGCCAUCGAGUACUGUCUUGCCAACGAACUUGACGACUUCUUGGGUGAGAUUGCUCAGUUAAUCGAGAACCUGACCUACCUUUUACAGAUGGUGUCGCCCACUACCUGGAAACACUUCCCCGGUUUGGUCAAGUGUUUCCAGUCUCGCAUUGCCUUAUUAUACCUCGACAACUUGAUCCCCUGUUUGCAUAACUACUUGGUGUAUGGCAGUGACACCAUCCGCGCCAACCCUGAGCUCGUGGCGCAGUUCUACUUGGUGUUUGCCCUGAUCGCCGCCGACGAAGACGAUCUGGAGGACGAUUUCGGCAGACAAGAUGAGUACAUCUACGCCUGUGAGCUCUCCCAGACGUUUGUGAUGAAGUUGAAGGAGGUGGCCAAGCCCUAUAUACCCCAGUUCCUCCAAGCCGUAUACCACAUCGGUCGCGGCCUCGACGAGCAAGACGACGUCUACACGCUGAUGGGAGUCAACGUCACCGACGUCAUCAUCGCCUGCUUGGUUGUCGACCCCGAGGUGACCUUGAUGCAUUUGAGUCAAGCGGGUCAAGCCGAAACCUUCUUUAGCCGGUGGUUCAAGGUGAUCCCGAAAUUACAGCGUGUGUUCGACUUGAAGUUAACGGCAUUGGGGCUCGUGACAUUAUACAACUCGUCGCUGAGUUUACCUAAACCCAUCGUGGAUCAACUAGGUACCCAUUUGGCCACUGUGGUCAAAGCGUUGCCCGCUGCCAUCACCAAUUUGGAGAAGCGGAAACAGGAGUUUGACGCCUACGACAUGGGUGACGCCAACUACAAGUUCACCGCCGAGGACUGGAGCGAGCACGAGUGGGACGAGCUGAUUGACGACGCUGGCGAUGCCACUGAGGGCGCCGCCGACGUCAAUUUCAGCGAGUUUUUGGCCAGCGAGGAGAUUAAACUGCUGGGCUUCUUCGACAAGGCCCACGAGGAGCCCAUCGAGGACCCGUUGGCGAGCCUGGCAUUGGAUGACGUCGACGUGGUGGCGGUGGUGCGCGAUUUUAUCCAGCUGGAGACCGGCCAACAGGCGUUGGCGCUGAUGAGCGACGCCGACCGGCUGGCGUUGUUAGCAUAG
This is a messenger RNA of Diutina rugosa, 3075 nucleotides long. It is a transcript of the gene NMD5, whose product is annotated as Nmd5p. The transcript has a single exon. Gene Ontology annotation, molecular function: small GTPase binding. Gene Ontology annotation, cellular component: nuclear envelope; cytosol. Bases 1 to 3075 code for a protein of 1024 amino acids. NCBI's taxonomy places the organism in Eukaryota, Fungi, Ascomycota, Pichiomycetes, Serinales, Debaryomycetaceae. The record is from RefSeq and is a predicted model, not a curated record. Gene Ontology annotation, biological process: protein import into nucleus.